Messenger RNA from Oncorhynchus masou masou (cherry salmon), 1867 nucleotides. RefSeq names its product transmembrane protein 104-like. The record is from RefSeq and is a predicted model, not a curated record. Lineage: Eukaryota; Metazoa; Chordata; Actinopteri; Salmoniformes; Salmonidae. The coding region runs from base 212 to 1687 and encodes 491 amino acids. The transcript is spliced from 10 exons.
UUACACCCCUGUUGUGCACACAGUCAUUGAAUGUGUAUGAGAUAGAAGAAUGCACAUAUAAAGUUUAUUGGCGGAGGAUGUUUAUUUUCUACCCGAGUUAUUUAUUAUUACCAUUCGUUGUCUUGUUGGCUUGAAAUUUAGCUUUCUGGUUUAAUUACCCUGAAAAAGAUUCACUGAACGCAGGUUGUGAUCUCCAGUAUUGGUGCCCAUCAUGGCAGGAGGCAUCACAGAGACCGGGGAGCUCUACUCCCCGUAUGUGGGCUUGGUGUACAUGUUUAAUCUGAUCGUGGGCACGGGGGCACUGACGAUGCCCAAGGCCUUUGCCCAAGCAGGUUGGGCGGUCAGCCUGGCGCUCAUCUCCUUCCUGGCGUUUAUGAGUUACAUGACCACUACGUUUGUGAUCGAGGCCAUGGCAGCGGCCAACGCUCAGCUGCGCUGGAAGAGGAGGGAGCAGGAAGAGGUCCAAGACAACGACUCCACUUCUGAUUAUUCGGAUGAUGAUGUCCGGGGACGAUCAGAGCCAGAGACGAGGCCCAUUUUGUCAGUCCAGCGAACAGGAGGACACGUUGAUCACUUUGACAUUGUGGAGAGGGUAGAGAUGGGUCAAAUGGCCUCCAUGUUCUUCAACAAAGUUGGUGUCAACAUGUUCUACAUCUGCAUGGUAGUCUACCUGUACGGAGACCUGGCCAUCUAUGCUGCUGCUGUGCCCAUAUCACUAAUGGAAGUAGCCUGUGGUAACCACUCAUGCAGUGCUGGCAGUGUGAAAUACGACGACACCGACUUGUGCUGGGGGCCUGUCACCAGGAAAGACGCCUACAAGGUGUUUUUGAGCAUCUUCACCUUGAUGUUGGGUCCUUUCGUCUUCUUCGAUGCUCAGAAGACUAAAUACCUCCAGAUACUCACCUCACUCAUGCGCUGGAUCGCGUUCACCAUGAUGAUUAUCCUGGCUCUGAUCCGUAUUGGUAAAGGCCGGGGCGAAGGCCACCCCCGUAUGGCCCAGAUCUCUGGGGUGCCAAACCUGUUUGGAGUGUGUGUCUACUCCUUCAUGUGCCAGCACUCCCUGCCCUCCCUGGUGACGCCCAUCUCUGAUAAGAGGCGUGUGGGUACCCUGGUGGUGUGUGACUAUGUCCUCAUCCUUGGCUUCUAUGGCCUGCUCUCCUUCACAGCCAUCUUCUGCUUCGACAGCUCGCUGCUACACGACAUGUACACCCUCAACUUCACUGACAACUGUGACGUGCUGGACAUCCCCGCUUUGCGCUACUUCCUGGGCCUCUUCCCCGUCUUCACCAUCAGCACCAACUUCCCCAUCAUCGCAGUCACGCUGCGCAACAACUGGAAGACCCUCUUCCACCGCGACGGGGGCACCUACCCCUGGGUGGUUGACCGCAUCGUCUUCCCCCUCAUCACCCUGGUGCCGCCCAUCAUCGUGGCCUUCUGUACCCACAACCUGGAGUCCUUGGUGGGCAUCACGGGCGCCUACGCUGGCACGGGCAUCCAGUACGUCAUCCCCGCCCUGCUGGUGUACUUUGGCCGGCGCCACCUGGUGCCUAUGCUGGGCACGGACGAGGUCAACAAGCACCAGUCCCCGUUCCGCCACACCUUCUGGGUGUGGUUUGUAGUGGUUUGGGCUACCUUCUGCCUCAUGUUUGUCACAGCCAACAUCAUCCUGGAGGACACCAAGAAAUGAGGACACGGACUGGUUGUGAAAGACCGGUUUCUCUGUGUGGGUGUCUUGUAUUUCUACAUUCUCUCUACCUGAGGCCUUCCAGAACAUGGUACAGGUCGGACGGUGUGCCUUUUUAUGCUGCUCUUGUAGCAUGGGAAACCUUUUUAAUUACAGCGGUAAUCAGCAGUUGAAACCAUUAUC